Molecule: messenger RNA, 2727 nt
Organism: Penicillium canariense
Lineage: Eukaryota; Fungi; Ascomycota; Eurotiomycetes; Eurotiales; Aspergillaceae
Product: putative voltage-gated chloride channel (ClcA)
Exons: 3
Coding region: 1-2727 (908 amino acids)
Biological process (GO): transmembrane transport; chloride transport
Cellular component (GO): membrane; Golgi apparatus; early endosome
Molecular function (GO): voltage-gated chloride channel activity
Source: RefSeq, a predicted model, not a curated record
AUGCCUCGCUCUGUGCCGCAAAUCAGCUCUGCCUCGCGUAAUGAACAGGACGAUGGCGACCCCGAACCAGCACCCCUAACCUCCCGCACCGCACCCCCGUCCCCGACAGCCUACCGCCGAGCCCAAAGCUACCUCUCCGAGCCACAUACAGGCUACCAGUCCCUCGAGUCGCAUUUUGAAAGCAGUGAAACGACCAGUCUCCUCGGCUCUGAGACUCAACGCCGCGCGCCGCGGCGAUCCUACACCAGUAUUUCCGGCGUUUCAGGCGCCGAAUCGCUGCGGUACCUCCUGGCGCAGGGCAGCUUGCGCCGGUCCCGACACCACAGCCGGAAUAACUCCCAGCGGAAACAAUUCAGUCGCCGAGGGAGCUCAGGGGAUGAGGGUCGGCCGGAGAGUUUACCCCCGUCGGCGAAGGACGGGCUGACUGCUUCGUCAUUCCUCGACGAGCGCACAUGGUACGAUCAGUUUACCUCGACAGACUGGGUGCAUGACAGCAUCGCCGAUGGAGCCCGCCUGCGCCAGCUCCGGCAGCGCAAGGAUCUCCGUGGCCGGCUGCUCGCCUGGUUUGACGGUGCACAGGGGUGGGUUCUGGUCGCUGUGAUUGGGUGCAUUACUGCGGUCAUUGCAUACGUCGUGGAUGUGACGGAGGACUGGGUGUUUGACAUGAAGAUGGGCUACUGUGCACAUUCGCUGCUUGCUAGCAAGAGCAAGUGUUGCGGGGAGGGGUUCACCUGUACCAACUGGCGGUCGUGGUCCCAGAUCUUUCGUCCCUCCAGUACCGAAAAUCAGUGGGUCAAUUUCGCCAUGUUUGUCAUCUGGGUUGUGGCCCUUGCUAUGAUCUCUUGUGCUUUGACGUUGCUCACGAAGACGGUUGUACCGUCGUCAAUCUCGUUGACGACCUUGGAUGAGAACCUCGGUGCUGAAUAUCGCGGGACAAAGCGUGGCACUGGAACUGCUGAAUCGGGCUCGCCGGGCUCGCAGACCAGCCCGCAUGGGACAUUCCCCAUGAUUCCUCCCCGCCCGGCCAUGGUCUACUACUCCGCGGCCGGCAGCGGCGUUGCCGAAGUCAAGGUGAUCAACAGUGGUUUUGUGCUUCACGGGUACCUGGGUUUGAAGACCUUGGUGGUCAAGACAAUCGCUUUGAUCUUCAGCGUUGCAUCUGGUCUCAGUCUAGGCAAAGAAGGCCCUUAUGUUCACAUUGCCACUUGUGUCGGCAACAUCUGUUGCCGAAUGUUUGCCAAAUACAACCAGAACGAUGGCAAGCGACGAGAAGUUUUGAGUGCCAGCGCUGCCAGCGGCGUCGCCGUUGCUUUCGGUGCCCCAAUUGGCGGUGUUCUUUUCAGCUUGGAAGAAGUGAGUUACUACUUCCCACCCAAGACUCUGUUCCGGACGUUCUUCUGCUGUAUUGCAGCUGCACUGUCCCUGAAAUUCCUCAAUCCGUACGGAACAGGCAAGAUUGUUCUAUUCCAGGUCCGUUAUAUGACGGACUGGGAGAUUUUUGAAAUUAUCAUUUUCGUCUUCCUCGGUGUGCUGGGUGGCGCCCUCGGCGCCUUCUUCAUCAAAGCGUCAAGUCUGUGGGCGCGCUCUUUCCGCCGGAUCCCAGCCAUUAAGCGCUGGCCAAUGCUGGAAGUGUUUCUUGUCGCCCUGCUCACGGGCCUGGUCAGCUUCUGGAAUCCAUUUACGAAACUGCCCGUCACCGAACUGCUCUUUGAGCUUGCACGUCCGUGUGAAGGGGAGUCGAGCACGGGGCUUUGUCCUCGCGAAGACGGCAUCGUUGAGAUCAUUCAAUACCUUCUUGUCGCGUUCGUGAUUAAGAGUCUUUUGACGGUUGUCACCUUUGGUAUCAAGGUGCCCGCCGGAAUUUAUGUGCCAUCCAUGGUUGUCGGUGGUCUGAUGGGCCGGAUCGUCGGGCACUCAGUGCAAUACUGGGUGGCAAAGAAUCCUACUUUCUUCCUAUUUGACACAUGUCCCAACGUCGCGGGGAUGGAAUCCUGCAUCACGCCGGGCGUUUACGCAAUGGUCGCGGCUGGCGCCACCAUGUGCGGUGUUACGCGGUUAUCAGUCACUCUCGCCGUGAUCCUAUUUGAGUUAACGGGUAGCUUGGACCACGUCCUACCAUUCUCACUGGCCGUUCUCUGUGCCAAAUGGACUGCGGAUGCCAUUGAGCCACGCAGUAUCUAUGACUUCCUUACCGAUAUGAACGCCUACCCUUUCCUUGAUAACAAACUGCAACCAGUUUCCGACGCCGAGCUCGGCGACAUCGUCCGCCCCCCACGCAAAAACCGCAUUAUCGAUAUCUCUAGCUCCUCCUUCGUGGCUGCAUCCGAGCUGCGCGUCAAACUUGAGCACCUGCUGAUGGCGGGUGAACUGGACGGCGGUCUGCCGAUCCUGCGCAAUGGCAUCCUCACAGGCCUCAUUCCAGCACCAGAUCUAGAAUUUGCGCUUGAUUCCCUCGGUGAUGAUGAGGAUAAUACUCUCUGCCAGAUGGCUGUGGAUGCAUCGGUUGUCUAUGAUAGCGAGAAUGAAGACGCGGUGCAGGAGGACUUCACGCGGUAUAUUGAUCCGGCACCUAUCUCCCUAGACAUUCAUUCCCCGAUCGACCUUGUCUACCAAUGCUUUGCUAAAUUGGGACUGCGGUACCUCUGCGUCCUGCAGAAUGGCCACUACGCGGGGCUGGUACAUAAGAAAGCAUUUGUGAAGUUCAUGAAAGAGAACGAGAAGGAAUAG